Rhodotorula toruloides NP11 is the source of this 1596-nucleotide messenger RNA. Its product is annotated as extracellular matrix protein 14. The record is from RefSeq and is a predicted model, not a curated record. The transcript is spliced from 4 exons. The coding region runs from base 1 to 1596 and encodes 531 amino acids. Gene Ontology annotation, molecular function: metallocarboxypeptidase activity; zinc ion binding. Gene Ontology annotation, biological process: proteolysis. Lineage: Eukaryota; Fungi; Basidiomycota; Microbotryomycetes; Sporidiobolales; Sporidiobolaceae.
AUGCGCUCAGGCUGGCGACAAGUGCUCUGGCUGGCGACCCUCGCUGGUCCCAUCAUCGCCGGCGCUUCCCUCGACGCUCCCGACUGGCUCUCCGCUUCGAACGACCAACUCGCCUUCUCCUCGCCCAGCGACGCCAAUGUGCGGCAGGACAGCGUUGUCAAGGUGCAGUGGGAGACGAGGGCGGGACUGGAGAAGGCAAUGAGGCAGUUUGAGGAGGCAGACCUUGACGUCUGGUUCGCAGGACGGCGAGGAAAGGCGUGGGAAGCGGUUGUCGGCUUCAAGGAUGGUCUGGCGGCGGAUGCAGCGACUGUUGCUAUGGCCAGUGACGAGUACGGCCCACCCAUGAGGGCGCAGCAAGUCCCGGUCGGCGACCGUCUCUCGACUUCGCUCCCGAAACUUCACUCUGCCGCCAUCCUUCGCAACCUCUCCUCCUCGAGCCUCCGAACUCUCGACGACCCAAUGCACGACGCCUACCACCCGUACGACAACAUCCACGAGAUCCUUGUCAAGCUCGAGGAAACCUACCCCGACUGGCUUCGCGUUGUCAGUGUCGGCAAGUCGAGCGAGGGACGCGAUAUCUGGGGCGUCAAGGUAUCGAACAUGACGUCUUCGGCGCCGCCUGAGGAGGAUGACGCCGAGGAAGACGUCGAGGAGGAGGACGAGGAGAUGGAGGGACCGGAACCGCUCAUCAGCGUCUUCACCGGCAAGGGCGGUCGCUCGCACACGGGCAAGCGGCACAAGCACAAGAAGCAUGGCAAGCUCGGCUUUGUCGUCGCGGGCACGCAGCACGCGCGGGAGUGGAUCGCGGCUUCGACGAUCCUCUACCUCGUCCACGACCUCGUCGUGCCGGGCGACACUGGUUCAACACCCUUCACGCGUUUGCUCAACGCCGUCGAGUUCACCUUUGUGCCUGUCGUAAACCCCGACGGAUACGUCUACUCUUGGGAGACGGACCGCCUCUGGCGCAAGUCCCGCCAGCCCGUCGGCGUCGACCCCGCUCGCGGCUGCUUCGGCAUCGACCUCAACCGCAACUGGGGCCACAAAUUCCAGCCCGGUACCCGACCAAACCCUUGCUCCGACUCGUACCCCGGUGCGAAGGAGUUCGAGAGCGUCGAGUUGCAGGCGCUGCGGGACUACCUGCUUGACGAUGCGAACCAUGUCGACGCUUUCCUCGACGUCCAUUCGUUCGGCCAGAUGCUGCUGUUCCCCUACUCGUACUCGUGCGACGCCCAGACUCCCGACCAGGAGAACCACUACGAGGCGGUCUUGCAGGCGGCCAAGGCGCUGCGAGACGUCCACGGACGGCAGUUUGAGACGGGCUCGGUCUGCGAGGUCAGCCUCACGAGUCCUGGCGAGAGCCUCGACUGGACCUACGCCGUCGCCAAGAUCCGCUGGUCGUUCGCCACUGAGCUGCGCGACAUUGGCGUGUUCGGCUUCCUCUUGCCGCCGUCGCAGAUCCGCCCGUCAGGAGAGGAGAUGAGCGCGGCGUUGCGCUCUCUGACGCAGUUCAUCUUGGAUGCGCGUCGCCCUCAUGCAGUCAUUAUGAAACGCUUGCUGACCCUUUUCACCGAGCAGAAGGAGGCGGGCAAGCGGUAG